Cladocopium goreaui is the source of this 945-nucleotide messenger RNA. The record is from the annotation of a GenBank genome assembly. Lineage: Eukaryota; Dinophyceae; Suessiales; Symbiodiniaceae.
AUGGCAAAACAACGCAGCAACCCUGACUACCUCAACGGCGUACCGGAACUGCUGAUCCUGCAACUGCUUACUCGCAAGCCGAUGUACGGCUACGAGUUGGUGCAAGCGAUCUGCACCGAGAGCGGGCAGCAACUCGAGUUCGGCGAAGGUUCCGUCUACCCCAUCCUGCACAAGCUCGAAGGACAACGCGUGUUGUCGAGCCGCCGCGAAGCGACCGGCGGACGCAGUCGAGUGGUGUAUCGGCUGACCAGCAAGGGGGAGAAACGCCUGCACGGUUCGGUCGCCCAGUGGCGUCAAACCGUCGAGGCGGUGAAUCGUGUACUCGAUGGGGCGGGAAUUAAGCCCAAGGCUGCCCGCAAUCUACUGGCCGGCGAGAUUCCGAUCGUGACUACUCAAUCGUUUGAUACGAUUCGCAAUACGCUGCAUCGUCGUGGGUUGCCCCCGCAUUACAUUCGGCGGGUGGUUGAAGAACUGGAAGAUCACCGGCUCGAUAUCGCCGGCGAGUUGGCCGUCACCGAUCAAACCGACACUUCCGAUUUAGAACGGCUGGGCGAUCUCGACACGUUGGCCGAGUCGUUCGUCGACCGGUACCACAACCAAACCUUUGCCGGGCGCCACCCGUUCGUCACAUUUGUGCUGGCCCCCAUACCCGUGGUGCUAGCCGCCUGGGCGACGCUGCUGAUGGUGUUGCUGGGAGUGAUCAAGCUAUACGAACUGGGGUUCGGUGAGGCGGGAAAGACCAUCGCCGAGAUGUCGCCCGCGGUCGUGGGCACGGCACUGGCCAUGUACGUGGCCGAGAUCGUAGUCCCCCCGGCGGCCGUGGCAUUGUUCUUCGCCUGGCUUGCAUAUCGCGGUGGUAAGGGAAUGAUCUGGGCGUCCGCAGCCACGCUGUUGGUGGCAUUUGCGGCGUUAUGCUGGUCCCCAUCUUCGCCGCUGCGUUUGUGA